UGAGAAUGUCAGAAAAACACUCCACCCCUCCCUGGCAAAUAGGCCUAUGAAUAGAUCUUUUGGUCCAGUCUUGCACGACUCUCUUACGGAGACCACCUUGACGGACACUGUGAGAGAUUUCACAUAGGCUUAUACAGGUCUUCAUUGCAAACGAAUUGUUUUCCUUUCAUAUUUUGACCCCGAGAACAGUAAAAGAACAAAACAUGCGCGAGUGUAUAUCCAUCCACGUGGGUCAGGCGGGUGUUCAGAUGGGCAACACCUGCUGGGAGCUCUACUGUCUGGAGCACGGGAUCCAGCCGGACGGAUCCAUGCCCAACAAGGCGCCCGUGGGCGGGCAUGACGACUCCUUCACCACCUUCUUCAGUGAGACCGGUGCCAAGAAGUACGUGCCCCGGGCCAUCUUUGUGGACCUGGAGCCCACUGUUAUCGAUGAGGUGCGCAUGGGCACCUAUCGCCAGCUCUUCCACCCGGAGCAGCUCAUCACUGGAAAGGAGGAUGCUGCCAACAACUACGCCCGUGGACACUACACCAUCGGCAAGGAGGUCAUCGAUUUAGUACUGGACCGCGUCCGCAAACUGUCUGACCAGUGCACUGGUCUUCAGGGCUUCCUGGUGUUCCACAGCUUUGGUGGAGGCACUGGCUCUGGUUUCACCUCCUUGUUAAUGGAGCGCCUCUCUGUAGACUACGGAAAGAAGUCCAAGCUGGAGUUUGCUAUUUAUCCAGCUCCCCAGGUGUCCACUGCAGUGGUGGAGCCCUACAACUCCAUCCUGACCACCCACACCACCCUGGAGCACUCCGACUGUGCCUUCAUGGUGGACAAUGAAGCCAUCUACGACAUCUGCCGAAGGAAUCUAGACAUUGAGCGCCCAUCCUACACCAAUCUCAACCGUCUAAUUAGCCAAAUCGUGUCCUCCAUAACAGCCUCCCUCAGGUUUGAUGGAGCCCUGAAUGUGGAUCUGACGGAGUUCCAGACCAAUUUGGUGCCCUACCCUCGUAUCCACUUCCCCCUAGCCACCUAUGCUCCAGUCAUCUCUGCUGAGAAGGCCUACCAUGAGCAGCUCUCUGUGGCUGAGAUCACAAACUCCUGCUUCGAGCCUCAAAACCAGAUGGUGAAGUGUGACCCUCGUCAUGGUAAAUACAUGGCCUGCUGUCUUCUUUACCGUGGUGAUGUGGUUCCCAAAGACGUCAAUGUAGCCAUCGCAGCCAUCAAGACCAAAAGAAGCAUCCAGUUUGUGGACUGGUGCCCCACUGGCUUCAAGGUGGGCAUCAACUACCAGCCCCCCACUGUGGUGCCCGGUGGAGACCUGGCCAAGGUGCAGAGGGCCGUGUGUAUGCUGAGCAACACCACCGCCAUCGCUGAGGCCUGGGCCCGUCUGGACCACAAGUUUGACCUGAUGUACGCCAAGAGGGCCUUCGUGCACUGGUACGUGGGGGAGGGCAUGGAGGAGGGAGAGUUCUCCGAGGCCAGAGAAGACAUGGCCGCCCUGGAGAAGGAUUAUGAGGAGGUGGGAAUCGACUCCUUUGAGGAGGACGAGGAUUAUGAGGAGUAUUAGGAUGUUUGAAGGAUUUCCUUCCUUUCCAUUUCUGUUACAUGACCUAUCGGGGUCAGUGGAUAUACUUAAAGAUGUACUUUGAUAUGUGUUUUUCAAUAAAUAAAGUUUAUGGGGCACAUGCCUAAUUUACUCA
Messenger RNA from Clupea harengus (Atlantic herring), 1686 nucleotides. Its product is annotated as tubulin alpha chain-like. Gene Ontology annotation, cellular component: microtubule. Gene Ontology annotation, molecular function: GTP binding; structural constituent of cytoskeleton. Gene Ontology annotation, biological process: microtubule-based process. The record is from RefSeq and is a predicted model, not a curated record. NCBI's taxonomy places the organism in Eukaryota, Metazoa, Chordata, Actinopteri, Clupeiformes, Clupeidae.